Necator americanus (New World hookworm) is the source of this 891-nucleotide messenger RNA. RefSeq lists its product as uncharacterized. NCBI's taxonomy places the organism in Eukaryota, Metazoa, Nematoda, Chromadorea, Rhabditida, Ancylostomatidae. Gene Ontology annotation, molecular function: protein serine/threonine kinase activity; ATP binding. The record is from RefSeq and is a predicted model, not a curated record. Gene Ontology annotation, biological process: signal transduction; peptidyl-serine phosphorylation. The transcript has 8 exons. Gene Ontology annotation, cellular component: cytoplasm; nucleus. The coding region runs from base 1 to 891 and encodes 296 amino acids.
AUGGGGGAGAUAGCUCCCGGCACACAGAUUGAGAGAUGGUCAGUCGAGAAGAAGUUAGGAGAAGGAGGCUUUGGCGCAGUAUACAAAGUUAAAGAUCAAACAGGACAGUAUGCUUUAAAAGUUGAAGGUGUUGAUGAAAAAGUGCAGGUGUUAAAGAUGGAGGUUUUUGUUCUAACAGAGUUAGCCGCAAGAGGAGGUCGACAUUUCUGUAAAAUUGAAGAUAAGGGGAGAUUUGGUGCAUUUAAUUAUGUAGUUAUGACUUUGGUGGGCAAAUCUCUACAGAAUCUUCGGAAAGAACGUCCAACGCAGUGUUUGAGUCUGGCAUGUGCUCUUUCUGUGGGGAUACAGUGUUUGGAAGCACUUGAAGAUUUGCACGGGAUUGGAUAUUUGCAUCGCGAUGUAAAACCGGGUAACUACACAGUCGGAAGGGCUGAACUUAACGAAUUGCGGAAAAUAUACAUAUUAGAUUUUGGAAUGUGCAGGAAAUUUACAAAUGAUCAGGGAAUCAUAAGAAAACCUCGUGCAGCAGCAGGAUUUCGUGGAACUGUCCGUUAUGCGCCUAUUUCCUGUCACAUGCAAAGAGAAUUAUGCAGAAAAGACGACGUGGAAACUUGGAUUUAUCAACAGGUAGAAUUAACAGUUGGAAGGGUUCCAUGGAGAGAGGUACAGGAUAUGAAUCAGGUUGGAGAGUACAAAAAGCGAUGUCGUCAACCACCUGCUUUGUACGAGCUUUUCGCACCACCGUGCCCAAGAGAAUUCAUACAAAUUCUUCAAAUAGUUGAUGGACUGAAGUAUUAUGACGCGCCAAAUUAUCAGCAAAUUUAUGGGCUCAUGCGGAGAGCACUUCAAAACUGUGGCCAGCCAGAAUUUCCAUAUGAUUGGGAGAAGUAG